Cylicostephanus goldi is the source of this 257-nucleotide messenger RNA. The record is from the annotation of a GenBank genome assembly. Lineage: Eukaryota; Metazoa; Nematoda; Chromadorea; Rhabditida; Strongylidae.
AUGUCUGGAUGGCAAGCGUACAUCACGUCGAUGACGGACUCGUCGCCUGCCAUCAAGAGGGCAGCCAUCAUCGGCACCGACGGAUCCGUAUGGGCCCGAACUCAGAACGCCAAUGCCUUCCGGGAACGCAUCGUGCUCGUAGGUAAGGCUAGACACUGUAUGGAAAAGGUAGUGCCCAAAAUCGUCUUCAUCAGUUUCAUGAGGUCAUUUUUUCUAGAUCUUUCAACUUGUUUCCAAAGCCCUUCCACACCGUAAAC